Messenger RNA from Schistosoma rodhaini, 1947 nucleotides. NCBI's taxonomy places the organism in Eukaryota, Metazoa, Platyhelminthes, Trematoda, Strigeidida, Schistosomatidae. The record is from the annotation of a GenBank genome assembly.
GUGAAAAACUUCCAUUUCCAAGAUUAACACAGGGUUUUCUUCCUCCUUAUUUUUCCGAAGGUGAAACGGAAUUUUGGAUAUUGGACAACAGUAAUUAUGAGAGCGCGUCGAAUGAUGGUUUGUGUUACUGCCGAUCCACUGGUCUAAGAAAGUAAAUCAUUUUCAAUUUCUUAGACAAGAAAAUGAAACAUGGAGUCGGCAACUAUAAGAAGUCAAUUAAUGGUACUUUUUGACAAUUUAAAAAGUAUUCAACCGAGUGAACGAGAUAAUUUAAUAGCGUUUAUGAAAAAAAAUUUAUCACAACUGCAAGAGAAUAAUGAAAGAAGCGAUGUGUACCAGGGUAGCAUUAUCAGCAAUGACAACUAUCUUUGUUGUAGUGGAAAUGUGGAUAAUACCACUACUACUAUUAUUACCGCUACUACUUCUAAUGUUAGCUUAACUAGCAGCUCUUCAGUGUAUGCGAAUGUAAAAUCUUCAGAAUUAUAUGACUUAAAUAUCAAUGUAGACAGUCUGCAGCUAUCGUUUGAAGCAACUCCUGAAUCAGUAGUCGAUGAAGGGAAUGAUUUUCCUACACUAACAAUACAACACAAUACUACUAGCCUAACAGGUCAUAAUUGUUCAGAAGCAAUCUAUGUAAACGAAUGUUUGCCCAUGGCUACAAAUGCGCCAACAUCUAAUUGCUCAAAUUUGAAUAAUGAAUCAAAUUUUCAUGAAACGCUUCAAAAACAAAAUCCUAUCCCAUUAGACAGUAAUGUAACCGACAAUAAUCAUACAUCAAAUUCCAUCAUAAAUUAUGAAGGACCCAAUUAUGAAACCUAUUUGAAUUGUCCAUUAUGUCGAGUUACAUUUGAAAAUUGGCCAAAUUUAGAAUAUCAUCUAUGUAAUGAACACACAACAAAUAAUGUAGCACCUGUAUGCUGGCGAUGUCAAGGUGUAUUCAAAAAUCAUGCUGUUCUUCUAGCACAUGAAUGUUUUGAUUGGGGUCGACUAUAUUUACCUUGUACAGUACAUAUGAAUAAAUCAUUGAAAAGUUUUCGUAAAUUUUCAAAAAUCGAUUUAGAAAGGAAACAAUUUCCGAUGGAUGGCGUGUUUUUAAGUAGACGUUGUGGAUUAUGCUAUAAAUCAAAUGUUACAUUCACAUCGUAUGAUGCAUUUGAAAAUUUCCAAACCUCGCAUCAACACAGUGAAAAAGGAAGAUUAACAUAAUGUAAGUGACAGAGAUCAACAUGAAAUUCAGUGCAAAGCUAAACAUGAGAAAUGUAGUUCAUUCAGAUGAUUUCAGUUGGACAAAUGGAAGUAUAAACAAUGAAUUCGAGAUUUCGAGGAAGAUAAAGAAUGUUUAAAAUUACACCACUAGAAUCGUUAUUUUAAACCUUGCUAAACAACGUUUCUCCGUACCAUUGGCUUCUAGUCUUGCGGAUCGAGGCCAUAUUUUGAUUUGGUUACCAACCACCAUAGGAUCUCGAGACAUAAAUCAUCUUCACAUUCUACCACAGGGAGAGAUGGCGGUUAUGAACCUCCCACUUCUCGCACACUAACAACAUCAACUCGUAAAAAAAUACAAUCAUUAAAGUGCAAUUCACCAUCAGAUGAACAUCCAUCAUCCGAUGUAGCUAUCCGUAGUGUAGUACGUAAUCUAACCGAACAUUUCUAUGCAUUAAAUUAUUAUCAAGAAGGACGGAAACGACGUGAAGGUGGGAGAAGAGCCGUUUUAGAUAAUAAUCAUAAUUCAACCGAAGAUAGUAUAAACCAUACAAAAACUAUGUCAGAAAUAACAACGACAGAAGAUAAUCCUAUCACCAGUACAACUACUACCAAUGCCACUGCUGUAGAUGUCAUCUCUACUAUCACUAACACAAAAGAUGUGGGAGAAAAAGAGACGACACUUACUUCGUUGGAUAUUAGUAACGGCAAUAAUGAUAAUGAUAAUAAUAAUAAUAAUAAUAA